CCACCGCUCUAUGGCACAGCUCGCGGCCCCUUUCCCGGCAUGCACCGGGCGUGCGUCGGAAAGAUGGCCGCCGGGACGGGUAGUGAGUGGGGAGCACAAGUUGCUGAAUGUCGGGCCCACAGAGCCAUGGUCCAUCCGGGAGAAACUGUGCUUGGCCUCCUCUGUCAUGCGAAGCGGGGACCAGAACUGGGUGUCUGUCAGCAGAGCUAUCAAACCUUUUGCAGAGCCAGGACGCCCACCUGAUUGGUUUUCUCAGAAACAUUGUGCAUCACAAUAUUCUGAGCUUCUGGAGACAACAGAAACACCAAAAAGAAAGCGUGGUGAGAAAGGUGAAGUGGUAGAAACUGUAGAAGAUGUUAUUGUGAGGAAAAUGACGGCAGAACGGGUAGAAGAGCUGAAGAAGAUGAUUAAGGAAACUCAAGAGAAAUACAGGCAGCUGAAGAGGGAUGCAGAACUGAUUCAAGCAGGGCAUAUGGACCACAGGCUGGAGGAAAUAUAUAAUGACAUUGUGGUGAAGAAGAGAAUGGAAGAGGAAGAGGCAGAGAUGAAGAAGAAAGCUACAGAUGCUGCUUAUCAGGCUCGUCAAGCAGUUAAAACCACAUCACGAAGACUGCCUGGAAUGAUGGUUCGCUCUCCAGCAGGUUCUACUUCACCAGGAGCAGACUACGGUCUCGGGGACUUGUCUCAACCCAGUGUCGAAGAGACUAGUCCAGGGGUAACUCCAGGGACAUUGCCCAGCACCCCAGUUGCCUCCUUCAUUGGGAUCCCUGACACCCCUUUGGGCUCCACCUCCCUGGAUGCCCCCAUGACCCCAGUCACAGAUGAUUCAGCCCAGAAAAAGAUGCUAGGACAGAAAGCAACUCCGCCUCCUUCUCCUCUGCUUUCAGAGCUGCUGAAGAAGGGCAGCCUCCUGCCCACGAGCCCCAGGCUGGUGGGCGAGAGUGACAUGUCAGUUGUUUCUGGUCAUGCAAGCAGCUCUGGUAUCCUCCUAGAGGUUGGAGGAGUCCUUCCGGUUUUGCAUGGUGGAGAGAUGCCGUCAGCUCCUACUACUGUUCCUGCAUCCCCUGCUGCUUCAGGUGCUCCUACUCUUUCCCGCCUUUUAGAAGCUGGUCCAACACAAUUCACCACAUCGCUUGCUUCCUUUUCUGCUGUUGCCAGUGAACCUUCAGCCAAACUCCUGCCACCCCCCGUAGAGCCCGUGUCUCAGGCAACUAUAGUCAUGGUCCCUACGUUACAAGCACCAGCUGCUGUGCCACCUGCUGCAACUCCAGAAAGUGUAGCGACAGUGAGUCAGCCCAGCACCUGCGUUUCCAUGGAGCCCGUUCCUAAUCCUCACACUGUGACAGUGUCGAUGGACAGUAGUGAAAUAUCCAUGAUUAUUGAUUCCAUCAAGAAAGACUGCCUGGGCUCUGGGGCAUCCGCUGCUGUAGGUACUUCCAAAGACCACAGCAUGGAUGGGAAGGAAGACCUGGAUCUGGCUGAGAAGAUGGAUGUUGCAGUUUCCUAUGCAGGAGAAGAGCCUUCUUACACCGGGGAAGAACUGGACUUUGAGACUGUUGGGGACAUCAUAGCCAUUAUUGAGGAUAAGGUGGAUGACCAUCCUGAAGUCCUGGAUGUAGCAGCAGUGGAGGCUGCUUUGUCUUUCUGCGAAGAGAUUGAGGACCCUCAGUCACUGACUGGGCCCUGGGAGCAUUCUCUCCAGCGGGAGCAUCCCCUCCAGGCAGAGCGUGAGAAGCAGAGCCAGAUCCCCCCAAUGCCUGUGACGGUAAAGCAGGAGAGGUCAGAUUGUGAGGAACCAGAGGCCAAGAGCAUCCGGGACCUGAUGAACAUGGGAGACCUGGGAGCAGAAAUAAAAAGCGAGCCUCCGGAGCAGGGACAGAUUCAUUUGGGCUCCGAGGAAACCUCUGCAGUAGCAGCCAGAGCAAGUGAAGCCACUGAGUUGAGGGGACAGAUCUCUGAAGAUGAAGAGGGAGCGGUUGCUGGCCUGGAGGGCUCUGAACUGGAGAUGGAAUCAUCAAAGGAUGAAAUGGAUCAUGGAACAGUGAAGACAGAGCUCCCUGCUGAUGAUGAAACUUCCUCUUCGCAUGCUCCGAGUGCAAGUGAAGACUCAUCACAGGCAGAUCUUCACCACAAAUAUGAGCUUUCAGAAUCAAUGAAGGAAGAAGCCCAAGCUUUAUUUGAGAACCAAAUGAAGGGUGAAGAGGAUGAGGAGGAUGGCGCCAGCGAGGCUGCCAGUUUGGAGGAGCCCAAAGAGGAAGAUCAGGGUGAGGAGUAUCUCUCAGAGAUGGACAAUGAACCCCCUGUGAGUGAGAGCGAUGAUGGCUUCAGUAUCCAUAAUGCGCCUUUGCAGUCUCACACGCUGGCCGAUUCCAUCCCCAGCAGCCCUGCCUCCUCACAGUUCUCUGUUUGCAGUGAGGAUCAGGAAGCCAUUCAGGCCCAAAAGAUCUGGAAAAAGGCUAUUAUGUUGGUUUGGAGAGCGGCUGCUAACCACAGAUAUGCCAAUGUCUUUUUGCAGCCGGUGACUGAUGAUAUUGCUCCAGGUUACCACAGUAUUGUGCAGAGACCAAUGGACUUAUCAACGAUCAAAAAAAAUAUUGAGAAUGGACUGAUCCGGACCACAGCCGAGUUCCAGCGAGACAUCAUGCUGAUGUUCCAGAAUGCUGUCAUGUACAACAGCUCAGACCACGAUGUGUACCACAUGGCUGUGGAAAUGCAGCGCGAUGUCCUGGAGCAGAUCCAGCAAUUUCUAGCCACACAGUUGAUCAUGCAAACAUCUGAAUCUGGAAUCAGUGCAAAAAGCCUACGUGGACGAGAUUCCACACGGAAACAAGAUGCUUCAGAGAAGGACAGUGUUCCUAUGGGCUCUCCGGCCUUUCUCCUUUCUCUCUUCGAUGGGGGGACCAGAGGACGGCGUUGUGCCAUCGAAGCAGAUAUGAAGAUGAAAAAAUGAUGCAGGUGGCAGAAGACUGGAGACAGCCCCCUCUUGUCAUUUUGAUAUAGGAGAUCGAAGCAAGAACCUUCCUGAUGCAGAGGAUGAAUCGGCUGUAGACAGGGCAGACUUGCCUGUCUGUAUGAAGAAGUGUCAUCCUUGAAUGUAUAAUCAAGAACAAGAUGGGAGCUCCACUGCCUGUUGUAGGGUGGCUGUAUUGGGGCCCCAUUAGUGUUCUCAUAUUAGCUAGCAAAUCAGUGGCUAGUACGUACUGUAAUGUGAAGUGUACAGAUUUUUAUUUUUACUUUUAUUUUUAAUUUUUGUAUUUGUGAAGUGUAAAUGUGUAUAAUAAACAAUAGUAGAAUCCGA
Anolis sagrei ordinatus is the source of this 3298-nucleotide messenger RNA. RefSeq names its product bromodomain containing 8 (gene BRD8). Gene Ontology annotation, cellular component: NuA4 histone acetyltransferase complex. Gene Ontology annotation, molecular function: protein binding. NCBI's taxonomy places the organism in Eukaryota, Metazoa, Chordata, Lepidosauria, Squamata, Anolidae. The record is from RefSeq and is a predicted model, not a curated record.